CAGUGGUGACGGGGCGGAGUUUAGGACCCGGCGGCACUGGCAGUACAAUAGAGCUGUUGUGCUGUGGUGGAUGGAGAGGUUGCAACGCUGGGAAAUGCAGAGUGGCAUGGAAGGGGGUAAAUAAGGGGGGGAACGCUCACAGUUUUGCGCCGAUUAACACAAGUUGGGGGGAGGGAAAAAAUAAGAGUGGAUAGUUUCCUUACGCCGGGGCAGCAUGGUCCCCCGCCUGCUGUUGCUGCUGCUAUCGGAUCAUUUCGGGUGUAAGGACACGUCAGGAUGAAACGCCAGCGGUCGUCGAGCAGUAGCGACAGCUCUGACAAUGAGAGUCCAUCCACCUCCUUCUGCUCCUCCAACAAGUAUGGCGGCAAACUGGGGACCCCGGUGUCAGAGCCGAAGAAACCGGCGGAGGUGUUCAGGAAGGACCUGAUCAGCGCCAUGAAGCUUCCGGACUCCCACCACGUUUCCCCAGAUGACUAUUACUUGCUAGCAGACCCCUGGAGACAGGAAUGGGAGAAGGGGGUGCAGGUGUUGGCCAGCCCCGACUCGAUCCCGCAGCCGUCCGUCAGGGUCGUCGCGGAGAAGCCCAAAGAGACCCUCUUCUCCAGACCAAGGAAGUACAUCCAGUCCCAGAACCAGGAUCCAGCGGAGAUGGGCUAUGUGAACAUCCUGGAGCUGGCAGAAGCUGUGUGCCGCUAUGACCUGGACGACAUGGACCUGAGCUGGCUGCAGGAGCUCAACACAGAUCUGGAGAUGAUGGGCGAGCUGACUGUGGACGAGCUGACCAUGGAGCGUGUCCUGGCGUCUCUGGAGAGGCAGUGCCACGACAGCAUGAACCACGCCAUCGAGACUGAGGAGGGGCUGGGCAUCGAGUACGAUGAGGAUGUCAUCUGCGACGUGUGCCGCUCGCCGGACAGCGAGGAGGGCAACGACAUGGUCUUCUGCGACAAGUGCAACAUCUGCGUGCAUCAGGCCUGCUACGGCAUCUUGAAGGUCCCGGACGGGUGCUGGCUCUGCCGGACUUGCGUCCUGGGCAUCGACCCGCAGUGCGUGCUGUGUCCCAAGAAGGGCGGCGCCAUGAAGGCCACGCGGGCCAGCACCAGGUGGGCCCACGUCAGCUGUGCCCUCUGGAUCCCCGAGGUGAGCAUCGCCUGUCCGGAGAGGAUGGAGCCCAUCACCAAAGUGUCCCACAUCCCCCCCAGCCGCUGGGCAUUGGUGUGCAGCCUCUGCAAGCUGAAGACGGGGGCGUGCAUCCAGUGCUCUGUGAAGAGCUGCAUCAUUCCGUUCCACGUCACCUGCGCCUUCGAACACAGCCUGGAGAUGAAGACCAUCUUGGACGAGGGUGAUGAGGUCAAAUUCAAGUCCUACUGCCUGAAGCACAGCAAGCCCAAGGCAGCGGGGGAGGGGGGGCUCAGCCCGGUCCAGCAGAAGCCCUCCACGGGGACAGAGAAGCUGGGACUGCGAGCCCGCAAGCUACGUGAGCUGGAGGAGGAGUUCUACACACUGGUGCAUCCUGGGGACCUGGCCCGGGACAUGGCGCUGUCCCCGCACCUCCUGGACUUCAUCUUCCAGUACUGGAAGCUUAAACGCAAGAGCGGCUUCAACAGGCCCCUCCUCCCUCCCAAGGAGGAGGAGAACGCGCUGCUGGAGCCCAAGGAGGACGGCAUCCACACCCGCAUGCGCAUGUUCAUGCACCUGCGACAGGACCUGGAGAGGGUGAGGAACCUGUGCUACAUGGUGAGCCGCCGCGAGAAGCUGAAGCUGUCCCACAGCAAAGCCCAGGAGCAGAUCUUCAACCUGCAGGUGGAGCUGAUUAACCAGGAGCUGUCAGCCGGUCUUCCCCUGUCCUGCCCCCCUGAGAGUGGGCUGAUUCAGGCCCCCCCGAGGAUAACGCUGAAGCUGAAGAUGCCCAAGGUCACCCUUGGAAACGGGAAGACGGCUCCCAAGUCUGGCAACGGGCCCCUGUGCCCAGACCAUAGCGCAAACCUUUGCGAGCGGGGCAGUGGUGGGCGGGGUCAUGGCAAGGGGUGGAGCCGGAGGGCGGGCCAGGUGAAUGGGGUCCCUCCAAGCUCGAGGGAGGGCAGCGCACCAGUUAAACCUAUCAGGCCGUCAGGGAAACCCCUGGCGCUGCACGCGGCUCUGCACGGCCGGCCUUCCAAUGGCAGUGGGAGACCAGAGACUGUCCGGAGCCCCAGGCCCAAUGGAAGCCUGGAGCGGCCCGCGGCCCAGCUGGAUGGCUCCUGCCAGACAUCCUGCGAACGGGUCACCCAAACAGGCCCCUACAGGAAGUCUGCCAUGGACCACUUCAACGAGGCCUCGGUCAGCCUGACCCGGACCACCGAGGGUCUCCGCGUCCACGACAAGCCCCCACGCAAGGGGUCCGGCAAGGAGCGGCCAUGGACCAAGUCGGCGGCGCCACAGCAGACUGAAGACGGGUACUGCCCCGAUUUGGAACUCAGCGACUCGGAGCCCGAGACCCAGGCCCGUCACUGGCGGGGGCUACGGGCACACAGGGCCAGCACGGGGCCGGAGGGCCCAGCCCCAGAACCCGGCAGGGGUUUGGGUCGGGGCAAGCCAAUGCUGGGGCCUAGGACCUCUGUGCAAAGGUGACGACGCCCGCCCAAGUUCUCUCUGCCACCGUCCCCCAAAUCCACUGCCUCCAUGUCCUCCGGAGAGGUGCUCAAUGCCCCACUCACGGGUUGGUGCCAGGGGGUCACAGAUACCCGGCGGCCUAGUCUCCGGGUCCCCAGGACCCGUCCCCGGACCUCCUCGUCCCCGGACCUCCUCCUCAUUUACUCUCUCUGGUUGGGAGGGGCCAGUGGGCAGGUGCUUCAAUGCCUCAUUGUGGCUCCUCACCCAUCGUCAGGUUGUGCCAUCAACAAACCAAACUCUUGUCCAGUCUGGUUUGUCUUUUGUCCUCUGGUGUAGGAGUGUUCUUCACCGAGUCCCUAUUGCCAUAUCUUAUAUUUCAGAUGCACUUCCAUUUGCUAGGGCUGUAAAUAUUGAUUUGAAAGGAAGAGAUUUUUAAAAAGCCUGUUUAAGUGACUAAGUAUAAUGGUGAAGAGGAGGUGUAUGGGGCUGCACAUUUCAGUGAAACUCACAUUUUAUCUUUUUAAUUGCAAAAUGAAAAAGGCACUAAUGACCCAUCGUUUCAUGACUGUCAUGUGACCUGGUCACAUGAUCGCUUCUAAGUAAACGCAGGCUUUUUCCUGGUCUACCUCUGCUUUGGUCUCCUCAUGACCUUCUUGUUCACUCCUCUGAUGGAAAUUCAAAUCGCCAUUCACACGGAAUGUGUACAAUUUAUUUUCCGUUUUGCCAGAGUCUCCAGUUCGGAACGAUGGAACGUUUUAAGUGAAGUACCUCUUUGUGAGAAUCUUUUUUUUCCCCUUCUAAUUCCAUAACUCACAGCAUCCCAAAGAGCUGUCUAACAGGGACUCCCGGAUUCUGUGUGUUCCUGAAAAAAUGUUCUUUUGUGAGGAUGUCUCGCAGUUCAGUCCAAAAGAUGUCACUGCAAACCACCCCUCCCAAAUGUACUUUUCAAAGAUGUGAUUUCUUUUUUUGUCUUGGCACAAGUAAUGGAAAUGGUACCAAACGGCACAAAGGGAAAAUCGCAGUCGGUUAGAAAUCCGGCCGUGAAGAACGCUGGCUCUGCCUCUUCCGGGCCGGGCCGGGCCGCUCAGAUGAUGGUUUUGUGGGAGAGUUGAGUUUGCUACUGUUAGCUGGCCCCCCGCAGCUCUGGGAAAGUGAGGUAGCUGAUGAGAGGAGCCGGCAGCCCGCCUAAAACGCCAGGCUUACAUCCAGUCAAUGUUUACCGUAAUGGUUAAAUAGGGCGCUUGAGGGAGAAGUUUUCAUGGUUAUUAUUUUCUCUGCAUAUUGAGCCCCCUCCCCCCAUGAUCCACACUUCAUUUAGUGAAUUUUGUUCAGUUUUCAGGUCAGAGGGAACGUUUUGCAGUGUUUCAAUUUUUGUUGUUAAAGCGUUAGAGGAAUAGCACAGCUGCUCCUAGUCUUACUGGAAUUAUGGAUUGAUAAGGCAGCGGCAUCAUGCUCAGAUAUGCCGAGGUCUGUUGACCGGGGGGGGUUGGCGCAUAAUCCUUAAAGCUGCUUCCCUGAGCUAUACUGGGAAGAGCUGUGCUUGUGGGAGAGGGGGUCCAGAUGAAGCCAUUGAGGUCUGGCACGAUUAAUAGUGCUCGAUUCAGCACAAGUGCCGCUCUGGGUGGUGGAAACGGCAGCUGUGUUCGUACCGCAGUCCCCAUAUAGACACACAAAGUGCACUUCGAACCGUGUUACACAGUGCAUCAGCGACCUUUGACCUCGGUCAUUUAAACUGAGGCCAAGUAACCACGGACUAGUGAGAAGCGUGAAUGUCAGCAAGCAUUUGUGACAUCACUUUUUUUUUUUUUUUUUUUUUUAAUCCCACACCGGCUUGUUCUGUUGGCUGUUUCAGACCUUCUAUUGGGUUUGUCCCUGCGGGGCAGUUGUGUGAAUCAGAGCAGACUGUGAAAAGGAUUCUGGCGUCUGACAGGUGUCCGUGGGGCGAACAAUCACCACAAGGGGCGCCGUCAGCGUUGUUCAUCAUAGGCCACCUGCUGCUUUCCCAAACAGAAGAUGUGUGCUGCAGUGCAGGUUCACACCCCCGUGCCCCGUCUGUCCGGUUAUUUGGUGGCUUGGCCUGCAAGCCACGUCACCUCAGAGCUGUCAGUUUUACACUGGGUUACAACAGCAUAUGUGAAUUUCCAGAGUCCUUUUUAAAGAAACAUUUUUCAUUAAAUUUUGGAAAAAAAAAUGA
Messenger RNA from Paramormyrops kingsleyae, 4783 nucleotides. RefSeq names its product jade family PHD finger 3 (gene jade3). Gene Ontology annotation, cellular component: histone acetyltransferase complex. Gene Ontology annotation, biological process: regulation of transcription by RNA polymerase II. Lineage: Eukaryota; Metazoa; Chordata; Actinopteri; Osteoglossiformes; Mormyridae. The record is from RefSeq and is a predicted model, not a curated record.